AUGAGCGACUUCAAUGCGCUGUAUAAUCAACUGAUAGUACUGGACAAUGGAUCGGGGAUCAUAAAAGCUGGGUUUAGUGGUGAAGAAAAACCUCAAUGCAUAGAAUACUCUUUAGUUGGAACUCCAAAAUACAGCAAAGUGAUGGCCGGCGGGCUAUCUAAAGACUCGCAAUUGAUCGGAAACGCUGCACAACGAGAAAGAGGGCUGCUAAAACUGCGAUACCCCAUGGAGCACGGAAUUGUCCAAGAUUGGGAUAGCCUUGAAGAUUUAUGGACACACGUACUACAAGAUACUUUGAAGCUGAAAAGUACAAAAGAUCACCCAAUUCUAGUUACUGAGGCUCCUCUGAACCCGAUGAGAAACCGUGAAAAAAUGUGUGAGCUUUUGUUCGAUUUAUUCAACAUGCCAGCUGUGUACGUGUCGAUACAAGCAGUUCUGGCACUUUAUGCAGGAGGAAGAACUACAGGAUGUGUUUUGGAUUGUGGAGAUGGAGUCUGUCACAGUGUUCCAGUCUACGAUGGUUUUACUUUGCCGUCUGCGGUAAGAAGAGUAGACGUAGCGGGACGUGACAUCACAGAAUUCUUACAACUGCUGCUGCGAAAGUCAACAGGCGUUUCGCUCUUCUCCAGUUCAGAAAGAGAAAUCGUGCGCAUGGUAAAGGAAAAAGCCUGCUAUGUGGCAUCCGAUGUAGCGAAGGAGGAAAGAAGAUACGAGGGAGUCGAUGGAUUACAAGCGUAUACCAAGUUCAAACUACCGGACGGGAAGAUUCUUUCCAUGGGAGCUGAGAAAUUCAGAGCUCCCGAAAUAUUGUUCCAACCACAACUGAUAGGUUCAGAAGGUGACGGUGUUGCAGAGAUGUGCAACCAGAGUAUUUUAAAAGUAGAUUUGGAUCUGCGAUCUUCGCUAUACUCGAAUGUGGUGCUAAGCGGAGGUUCGACUCUGUUUCCCGGUUUUGGAGACCGACUACUCAAUGAACUGCGCGUCAAGUGCGGUUCUAGCAAUAAGAUCAAGAUUUUUGCUCCCCCAGAAAGGAAGUAUAGCACCUGGAUUGGUGGAUCUAUUCUUGCUGGUCUGUCGACCUUCGAAAAGAUCUGGAUCACAAAAGCAGAAUGGCAAGAAAACCCGCAAUGUGUGCAUACGCGAUUCAUGUAA
Molecule: messenger RNA, 1152 nt
Organism: Lachancea sp. 'fantastica'
Lineage: Eukaryota; Fungi; Ascomycota; Saccharomycetes; Saccharomycetales; Saccharomycetaceae
Source: the annotation of a GenBank genome assembly